Molecule: messenger RNA, 2087 nt
Organism: Notothenia coriiceps (black rockcod)
Lineage: Eukaryota; Metazoa; Chordata; Actinopteri; Perciformes; Nototheniidae
Gene: kdelr2a
Product: KDEL endoplasmic reticulum protein retention receptor 2a
Exons: 5
Coding region: 191-829 (212 amino acids)
Biological process (GO): protein retention in ER lumen
Cellular component (GO): membrane
Molecular function (GO): ER lumen protein retrieval receptor activity
Source: RefSeq, a predicted model, not a curated record
GUUCACGCCCCCUUCCACGUCGACCUGCACACUCGCCAUAUUUCCAAUCGUCUGAAGCCCUCAGCCCGGUUUGCUGCCACAUUCUGGAGGAGAAGCUUUCACACAAAACUGCACUAAGUUAAAAAACCUACUUCAAAGGAUACAAGGGGACAUCUGUGUUUGCUGGAGUCUGUUAAUUCAUUCUGCAACCAUGAACAUCUUCAGACUGACAGGGGACCUCUCUCAUCUGGCUGCUAUCAUCAUCCUGCUACUCAAAAUAUGGAAAAGCAGGUCGUGUGCAGGUAUCUCUGGAAAAAGCCAAAUCCUGUUUGCUAUCGUGUUCACCGCGCGCUACCUGGACCUGCUCACCUCCUUCAUCUCCCUCUAUAACACCAGCAUGAAGGUGAUCUACAUCGGAUGUGCGUAUGCGACAGUCUACCUGAUCUAUGCGAAGUUCAGGGCCACCUACGAUGGCAACCAUGAUAGUUUCAGAGUGGAGUUCCUGGUUGUUCCCGUCGGGGGUCUCGCUGUUCUCAUCAACCACACCUUCUCUCCUCUGGAGAUCUUGUGGACGUUCUCCAUCUACCUGGAGUCGGUGGCUAUCCUGCCUCAGCUCUUCAUGAUCAGCAAGACUGGCGAGGCGGAGACCAUCACCACCCACUACCUGUUCUGCCUCGGCAUGUAUCGGACUCUCUAUCUCUUCAACUGGGUCUGGCGUUUCUACUUCGAAGGCUUCUUUGACUUGAUCGCCAUCGUGGCCGGAUUGGUCCAGACUGUCCUCUACUGUGACUUCUUCUACCUUUAUGUCACCAAAGUACUGAAAGGCAAGAAGCUGAGCCUGCCGGCAUAAAACGUAAGGAAGGAGAUGGAGACUCCCAGCUGACUCAGGGGGGUGUGGAGAUGACAUCAUGUCAUCUCAUGACCUACAGCGAAAAAUGCCUGAGACAAAGAGCCAACUAUUUGGGGGGAAAACACUAGUCUUCUUGAUGAUUGCUGAUAGGGUAAAUGCCAACAAACAGCGGAGCUGAACAAAAAUCUUACCCAGUCAACGUUUGGAUUUCUGUGUUCAGCAUCUUGCCUUAUACUUAUUUUCAUUGCUGUUCAAUUAGGAGAAAAGGCUUUUUCUUUUUUUUUUACAUGUGAGGUGUAUACGCUUGUUUUUUUUUGUUUUUUUAUAUUGUCACAAAUAGGGUAGACUCUGAAAAGUACCUUGUUUGAAUUGGUAAUGAAAUGCACAAAUGUACAGUCUUAUUAAAGAGUGAGAUGAAGAGGUAAUGUAUCGGAGUGCCUGAUGAGGAUUAUGUCCACUUUCUCACAUCUUUUUCUUUUUUUACUUGUCUGCAUAUACUAUAAUACGUGUAUCUUCUCAUGGAAAUAUUUAAGAAGCCAACAGCAACAGUUUCGCCACAAACACAAACUUGCAUUUUGUAAAAACAUUGAUUUCUAAAAUUGCAUAAAACUCUGUUUUAACAAUUGUCUUUAAAUCUGAUACAUUUUGUAACCGGUUAACAUUACACGAUUUAUAGUUUCAACUUAAGUUUAGGUAACCAAUGAAAUAUAAAACUUAGUGCCAGCAAUCUUUGGGACAAACAUGUCAGUAUUUUUUGAAUGAUGGCUAUUUUGGAAUUAAAUCUUUUGUGUGUUUAUUGAUCUUCUUUCUUCAGCUUGCUGUUUAAUAGACAAAAAAUGCAUCAAUUAUUCCUCAGCUUUAAUAUACAUUUCACCAAAUCUAAACAAUGCUACAUCACAUUGUGGAUGUGGAUAGAGCACACAUUUAGUUUCUGCCAGCAUUGCACCCAGAAACACUCUUGAACACCUUCCAACAGUGACUUGUCAUUUUCCUCAAGGUCGUAAUCAUUGAAGUCAAGAGUAAAGCAAUAAGGAAUAUAGCUGAAUAAUGAUAAUUGACUGAGAAUCGUUCAGCCCUUUGACUGGUGGUGACAUUUCAAUUGUUAACGGUACGUCUGGAGAGUGAACAAAUGUUGGUCUGUUAAGUAGGGGGAUCGCUGUGUUCAAUGGGUGCAUUUCUAUAAUUACCAACUUUGUCUUCUUUUAUUUAAUUUUUUUUGUGCAUGAUAUCACCUCCAUUAAAGAUCUUCUGAGAAUCA